Molecule: messenger RNA, 961 nt
Organism: Cheilinus undulatus (humphead wrasse)
Lineage: Eukaryota; Metazoa; Chordata; Actinopteri; Labriformes; Labridae
Product: membrane-spanning 4-domains subfamily A member 15-like
Exons: 7
Coding region: 161-721 (186 amino acids)
Cellular component (GO): membrane
Source: RefSeq, a predicted model, not a curated record
CUCAUCGCUCCAUCUAGGCUUGUAUAAGGCUUUUAUUUUGAAGGGCAGAGUAGGUGGUAGAACGGGAAGUGAGACUUGUGGAUGCAGAUAAACUGAGGCUGCAGGUGGAGGAUCAAGACGAUCAGCACAUCAACAGGUGUGAGUGGAUCACAGUCAGAGCAUGUUUCCCACUCACCGCCAGACCCUAAAGUCCUUCAGUUCUUCAGAUCUGCAGUCAUGUUUCACCACAGCUUGUGGGACUUUGCAGAUUAUGGUGGGUCUGUUCCACAUCGGACUCGGUCCAGGCCGAACAAGUUUAGUUCCUGGAGACUUGGCCAGUCUUGGAGCUGCCUACUGGCUGGGUGGUGUGUUCAUUGUUGCUGGAAUCCUGUCCAUUCUGGCUGGACAGUUCCCUUCCCGCGUCUUGGUGGGCUUCACUGUGUUCAUGAACAUUGCUGCAGCCAUCUUUGCCAUCAUUGGCAUUCUGCUGUAUGCCAUAGACCUGGGAAACGCCUCCGUCCUCUGGCUGUGUGAUCGCAGCAGAAUCCCUGCUCGUCAUUCUCAUGGAGACAACUGCACAAAUGUGGCACUCCAUGCACAGACUUUGCUGGUGUCCAUGGACAUCACAAUGAUGGCCCUGGCUUUGCUUCAGCUCUUUGUCAGUGUUGGACUUUCUGUUCUGGGCAUCAAGUUUUUCAUAGUUGGGACAAAAGAAGAAAAGUCAGGAAGACAGAGAUGCUGAAGAUCAGCUGCAGUGGUUGAAGAAACUCCCUCUGACCAGUUGUGGAGCUUAAACUAAUUUAAACUCAUGGAUGCAUGAUAACGACAGAGCAGCUCAUGAUUUUAAAACUUAAACACACAAAAUGAAUAAAUAAAAGUUACUUAAACUGCUUUGCACCACAUUGAAACUAUUUCAAUGCCAACAAAUGUCCAUUUUAUCUGCUUUGAAAUAUUUUCCUCUGAAAUUGCUUCAAUAAAGAGA